Procambarus clarkii (red swamp crayfish) is the source of this 445-nucleotide messenger RNA. Lineage: Eukaryota; Metazoa; Arthropoda; Malacostraca; Decapoda; Cambaridae. The record is from RefSeq and is a predicted model, not a curated record.
AAUUUCCGAGCCUAUAUAUUGGUGUCUGAUCCUUUACAAGUCAAGUGGUGUUCCAUCUCCUGUUUUUAGCAUCGUCGUCCACCUGAGCUGAACUUUUGAUCAUGCAAAGCGUAGUGUACCUGGUAGCAACUGCUUCCUUGCUAGCAGCUGGCAUCCCGCACCUUAAUGCUGAAGUCGACAAGGAAUAUGAAAGUUCAGCAACCAUGCCCCAAACCUCAGUGGGAGCAAAGAGCGUCGAGGAAGAAAGCUCACAAUCCGCCUCCAAUUCCAGUAAGCAUCGUCAUUCCGUCGGGGGUUCGCACCAAAGCUCACUUGGACUUAAGAGCUUAGAGGAAAAAAAAACAAAGGCCGCCUCCAACUUCAGCAAGGAACAUAAAGCCAUCGAAAGCGCGGCUCCAACCUCAGUGGGAAGUGAGAGCGAAGAGGCAAAAAAGACACACUCCUC